Acanthoscelides obtectus is the source of this 2317-nucleotide messenger RNA. Lineage: Eukaryota; Metazoa; Arthropoda; Insecta; Coleoptera; Chrysomelidae. The record is from the annotation of a GenBank genome assembly.
GUAUUUGUCAAAAUGACCUGAAGUUGACAGCCAUCUGACAUAUCAAAACGUCAUCCUCUAGUCAUUCAAUCAAAAACAUGGCAGACCUUGCCAACACAAUCGUGUCGCAGGCAGUAGAAAAUGUAACAGAAACGGCGAAAAAUGCGACCGGAAAAACGCCGAGCACCCCAGAAGGGAUGGCUGUGGCCUACGGAAGUUUGGUUGUAAUGGCAAUUUUGCCGAUUUUCUUUGGUUCUUACAGAUCUGUCGUCUACCAUAAGGAGAAGAAACCUGAAAAAAUGACAAAGAAGGACGCAGCAAUUUUCCCAAUAAUGGCUUCAUGUGCUCUCUUUUCACUAUAUGUAGUGUUUAAAUUGUUUUCUAAAGAGUAUAUUAAUCUAUUGUUGACUGGAUACUUUUUCUUUCUUGGAGUACUUGCCCUCACACAUUUAAUGAGUCCAAUUGUGAGCAAAUUAGUACCAGCUGCAGUACCAAACAUUCCAUACCACAUCAUGUUCAAACAGGGGGAAGGUGAUUCAGCACAUUACCUUGUGGAUUACAGGUUUUCAACCUAUGAUGUGGUAGCAUUAAUUGCAUGUUUGCUGGUAGGCGCAUGGUACUUAGUUCAAAAACACUGGGUGGCAAACAAUCUGUUUGGUCUAGCAUUUGCUGUGAAUGCUGUGGAAUUGCUCCACUUGAACAAUGUUGUGACUGGAUGCAUUCUACUCAGUGGUCUGUUCUUCUAUGACAUUUUUUGGGUUUUUGGCACUGAUGUAAUGGUCACUGUUGCCAAAAGCUUUGAAGCACCUAUCAAACUGGUAUUCCCGCAAGACCUGCUGCAAAACGGCAUGUCAGCCAACAACUUCGCCAUGCUGGGCCUUGGGGACAUCGUCAUUCCUGGCAUUUUUAUUGCUCUGCUGCUGCGUUUCGAUCAUAGUCUGAAGCGCGAUACCAAAACAUACUUCCACGCCUCUGUGAUCGCGUACUUCCUCGGCCUGACGGCCACCAUUUUUGUGAUGCACGUCUUCAAGCAUGCGCAACCCGCACUGCUGUAUUUGGUGCCCGCCUGCAUAGGAGUGCCGCUAGGUCUCGCGUUGGUGAAGGGUGAUAUUGCCGCCAUGUUCAAGUAAGUAAAUUUUAUGGACCAUUUUUACCGCAACACGACUCGGCACAAGUAUUCAAAUUCUAGCGUCCACACCAAAGAGAUGACAACCAAACCAGUUGCUCGAAGGUAGCUGAGGUGCUUUCCAGUGCAUCGUUCGUGUAACUUGAAGCUACCCACCACCUGUCAAUACCGUUCUAGUGCUCUAGAGUGUCACGCACCUGAGCUGCUCAUUUUUGAACUCUCCUGCCCCCUUGUGCACCAGCUUUUUAUCGGUGUUAUACGCUCCGGAAUAGUGGGGAUAACGAUAAUUGUGUCAAGAUUAUUAGGUUAUGUUUUUAUUGGCAUUAAACCUAUACCAGACAAUGGAGGAUGGUAAAAAACUAAUAAUGUUAUCACCCAGAGUCACAACGUACAUUUCAGAUGUUCCUUGAUAAUAAAGAUCACAUCACCUAUAUCAUUGUUUGACCAACACCUAUUGAAAUACAAAGUGAUAUUUUCGUGCGUUUUUGUUUUCUAUCUAAACAAAUUAAGAUGAAUAAAAAUUUUUAUAAUUUUCUUGAUAACGAAUCGGCCGAUUUUUAAAAAUCAAACGUCAAAAUAAAGACCUUUCAAACAAGCUAUUACUCGAUACCCCUUGUCAUUUAACAUUUUUAAGGGAAUAACUGGGGGUUCGAGGGUGAAGUGAAGUUUUUGAUAAAUCUGUGGUGGGAAGUCUUCAAAUGAACACCCUAUAUACCAAAUGUCAGCAUUUGUUAAGUGAAUUUUGUAGCACUAUUUCAUGCAGCAAUCAGAAAAAAUAAAAAAAUCACAUUUCAAAAAUAAAAUUUCAGAUAUGAAGACUCCACUGAUGAAGAAAAAGUCGCAGAGGAAAAGAAAAAAGAAGAGAAGCUUGCCAAGCAGGAAACGAAAAAAGUGAAAUGAAGAUAUAAGAUAUGAAGUAUAUUGUUCCAAGUUCAUAAUGUGUUAUUUAAAUCAUUCAAAAUCUACCCAAGACUGUGCAUAUUAUGUUUUGUAUUAUCGCCAGUUCUUUUUUGUGGCUGGCAGUUUUUUGAAGCCUCAACAACAUUCUUUGUUAUGAAAUGUAUACAAAAAUGUUUAUUAAAUGUUUUUUUAAGAAUGUAUAUUUAGUUUUCAUUUAUGCGUGUUCUGUGAACGUUUUCCUGAAUACAUUAAAGUCAUUGUAAAAAUAUGAUGUAUUAUAUUACAAAAAUAAAGAAUGCAGUUGAAAGCUGU